AUGGCACCUAUUGCUGUCUCCCCGAAUCCCUCACCGGAACCUGCAGUUUCUCUUGCCUCCAGACACUCCCUCUCUUCCGUAACAACCUCUUACGAUGAUACCCUCCGUUUCUAUCUCAACGGCACACGAGUUGUCCUCGAUAAUAUGGAUCCAGAGAUCACUCUUCUUGAAUAUCUCCGUGGAAUCGGCCUCACAGGCACAAAGCUAGGGUGUGCAGAAGGAGGAUGUGGAGCUUGCACAGUUGUUGUUUCUCAAUACAAUCCAACCACUAAGAAAAUAUAUCAUGCAAGCGUGAACGCAUGCUUAGCGCCACUGGUCAGUGUUGACGGAAAGCAUGUUAUAACAAUAGAAGGAAUUGGAAAUACAAAAAGGCCGCAUGCUACGCAAGAGAGAAUUGCGAAAGGAAAUGGUAGUCAGUGUGGUUUCUGCACCCCAGGUAUAGUUAUGAGCUUGUAUGCACUUUUACGGAAUGACUCGAACCCUUCGGAACAUGAUGUAGAAGAAGCGUUCGAUGGAAACCUUUGUAGGUGUACAGGAUAUCGCCCAAUUCUGGAUGCAGCUCAAACUUUUAGUUCUGGGGCUGCAUGUGGAAAAUCUAAAAGCAAUGGAGGAGGUGGAUGUUGCAUGGACAAUGGCGGAGGUAGUGGUGGAUGCUGUAAAAACGAAUUGAAGGACGAUCAACCUAUCAAACGUUUUACACCUCCUGGAUUUAUCGAAUAUAACCCGGACACUGAACUCAUAUUUCCCCCACCACUUAUGAGGCAUGAAUUCAAACCUCUAGCUUUUGGCAAUAAGAAGAAGAAGUGGUAUCGUCCUGUGACUAUGGAGCAACUAUUAGAGAUCAAGAGCGUUUAUCCAUCGGCAAAGAUUAUCGGUGGAAGUACAGAAACGCAAAUCGAGAUCAAAUUCAAGGCUAUGCAAUACACUGCUUCGGUUUUCGUCGGGGAUAUUCCUGAAUUGAGGCAAUUUUCAUUCAAGGAUGACCAUUUAGAGAUCGGGGGCAAUGUUAUCCUCACGGAUUUGGAGUCGAUUGUCCAACAAGCAGAGAAGCACUACGGACCCGAAAAGGGCCAGGUUUUCAAGUCAGUAGAUCCAUUUGUCCCAGAAUUUUUCAUAUUCUUGCCAUUGAUGCUUUGGUGUCUAUCAUUGAAUCUUGUCAUAUUUUUCCUUCGGGUAACAGCCAUCCAUAAGCAGUUGAAAUAUUUCGCAGGUCGACAGAUUAGAAAUGUCGGUACCCCAGCAGGAAAUUUAGCUACUGCUUCUCCUAUCUCCGAUCUCAAUCCUGUAUUUGUUGCAUCAAACGCUAUUCUAGUCGCAAGAUCUCUGGAUAAGGAGACAGAAAUCCCCAUGUCUGAAUUUUUCAAAGGUUACAGAUUGACCGCACUCGCUCCUGAUGCAAUUAUUGCUAGCAUUCGUAUACCCGUGACUCAAAAGGGAGAGUACUUAAGAGCAUACAAGCAGUCGAAACGUAAGGAUGAUGAUAUUGCUAUCGUCAAUGCAGCUCUUAGGGUUGCCAUCGACGAUUCGCAUAUUGUAACCAGUGCAAGUCUAGUAUACGGAGGAAUGGCUCCGACCACAAUCGCGGCUAGAAAGGCUGGUGCUUAUUUGUUAGGCAAAAAGUUUUCAGAUCCCGCAACUUUGGAAGGGACUAUGAAUGCUUUGGAAGAGGACUUCAAUCUUAGUUUUAGCGUUCCUGGAGGAAUGGCGACUUACCGCAAGUCACUUGCAUUCGGCUUCUUCUAUCGCUUCUACCAUGAAAUUCUAUCUACUUUCGAGAUCAAGGAUUUGGAAGUAGACGCACAAGUUGUACCAGAGAUCGAACGUAUAAUAUCUUUCGGUAAAGAAGAUAGAGAAGCCACUGUUGCAUACCAACAGAAUGUUCUCGGGAAAGCAAGUCCACACGUAGCUGCCCUCAAGCAAACAUGUGGAGAAGCACAAUAUACCGACGACAUCCCAGUCCAAAAGAACGAGUUAUAUGGAUGCUUAGUUUUGUCAUCGAAGGCACAUGCUAAAAUCUUAAGCGUCAAUUCUGCUCCUGCAAUGGAUCUACCAGGUGUAGUUCAAUAUGUUGAUCAUACAGAUAUGCCAAGUCCAGAAGCCAACUUCUGGGGAGCACCAGUUUGUGACGAACCAUUCUUUGCUGUUGAUGAAGUAUUUACAACAGGUCAACCAAUUGGUAUAGUUCUUGCUGAUAGCGCAGCACAUGCAAGUGCAGGAGCACGAGCUGUCAAAGUCGAGUAUGAAGACUUACCAGCAAUUUUCACAAUGGAAGAAGCCAUCGAAAAGGAAAGUUUCUUCGAUCAUUACAGGUACAUAAAGAAAGGAGAACCAGAAAAGGCUUUCGAAGAGGCAGAUCAUGUUUUUACUGGUGUUUCUAGAAUGGGUGGACAAGAGCACUUCUACCUGGAAACCAAUGCUUGUGUGGCAAUACCUAAAAUCGAGGAUGGAGAAAUGGAAAUUUGGUCUGGAACUCAAAAUCCAACAGAAACCCAAACUUAUGUAGCGCAAGUUUGUGACGUUGCUGCAAACAAAGUUGUGAGUAAGGUCAAGAGGCUUGGAGGUGGUUUCGGUGGAAAAGAGACUCGUUCCAUACAAUUAUGUGGCAUUGUAGCUCUUGCAGCCAAAAAGACUGGUAAACCAGUCCGUUGCAUGCUCAAUCGUGAUGAAGAUAUGAUCACAUCUGGUCAAAGACAUCCUUUCUUAUCUAGGUGGAAAGUUGCCAUCAAUAAAGACGGCAAAAUUCAAGCACUCGAUUUGGAUAUGUUCUGCAAUGGAGGGUGGACGCAAGAUCUUUCUGGUGCUGUAUUGGAUCGAUCAUUAUCACAUUCUGAUAACUGCUACAUGAUCCCCAAUAUUCAUGUCCGAGGUCGUGUUUGCAAGACGAAUACCAUGUCAAAUACUGCAUUCCGAGGAUUUGGUGGACCUCAAGGUUUAUACAUGGCGGAGUCAUAUAUCGAAGAAGUCGCAGAUCGUCUCGGUAUGCCAGCAGAGAAGCUUAGAGAGAUUAAUUUCUAUAAGGCAAACGAGCAAACUCAUUUCAAUCAAGCCCUUAAGGAUUGGCAUGUGCCAUUGAUGUAUAAGCAGGUGCAGGAAGAAUCGAAUUAUGCCGCAAGGCGAGAGGCAAUCACCAAAUUCAACGCAGAGCACAAGUGGAAAAAGAGAGGACUCGCGAUUGUACCUACAAAGUUUGGUAUCUCUUUCACAGCACUUUUCCUCAAUCAAGCUGGAGCAUUGGUUCAUAUCUAUCACGAUGGAUCUGUUCUUGUAGCUCAUGGUGGUACCGAAAUGGGUCAAGGUCUUCAUACGAAAAUGAUGAUGGUUGCAGCUGAAGCACUUGGCGUUCCCUUGGAUAAUGUAUUCAUCUCGGAAACUGCCACUAACACAGUAGCCAACACCUCUUCUACUGCUGCAUCAGCUUCUUCCGAUCUGAAUGGAUAUGCUAUCUUCAAUGCCUGUGCUCAAAUCAAUGAACGACUUGCUCCAUACAGAGAGAAAUUCGGCCCUGAUGCCACAAUGAAACAGCUAGCUCAUGCCGCUUACUUCGACCGAGUCAAUCUUUCCGCAAAUGGAUUCUACAAGACUCCAGAUAUUGGUUAUACAUGGGGGCCUAACACCGGACAAAUGUUCUUCUACUUCACCCAAGGAGUCACAGCCUCCGAAGUCGAGAUCGAUACUUUAACUGGUGAUUGGACAUGUUUACGUUCCGAUAUCAAAAUGGACGUUGGUCGUUCUAUUAAUCCAUCUAUUGAUUAUGGACAGAUUGAAGGUGCUUUUGUACAAGGAAUGGGAUUAUUCACUACGGAGGAAUCCCUCUGGUUCCGUGCAGGACCAAUGGCUGGACAACUUGCUACUCGUGGACCGGGCGCAUAUAAAAUCCCUGGGUUUAGAGAUAUUCCUCAAGAAUUCAAUGUUUCUUUACUUAAAGGCGUGGAAUGGGAAGAUCUUAAAACUAUUCAGAGGAGUAGAGGAGUAGGUGAGCCACCACUUUUCAUGGGUAGUGCAGUAUUCUUCGCGAUUAGAGAUGCGUUGAAGGCUGCUAGAAAAGAAUAUGGUGUUGAGGCUGAAAUUGGGGAGGAUGUCAAGGGUGGCGGAUUACUGGUAUUGGAAAGUCCUGCAACACCAGAAAGAAUUAGGGUUAGCUGUGCGGAUCCAAUUUUGAAGAGAGCGGAGGUGAAACCAAGAGAGGGGGAGAAGAGUUUCUUUAUGAGUAUUUAG
Molecule: messenger RNA, 4215 nt
Organism: Botrytis fragariae
Lineage: Eukaryota; Fungi; Ascomycota; Leotiomycetes; Helotiales; Sclerotiniaceae
Product: putative xanthine dehydrogenase protein
Exons: 3
Coding region: 1-4215 (1404 amino acids)
Molecular function (GO): molybdopterin cofactor binding; 2 iron, 2 sulfur cluster binding; xanthine dehydrogenase activity
Source: RefSeq, a predicted model, not a curated record